Molecule: messenger RNA, 5955 nt
Organism: Brenthis ino (lesser marbled fritillary)
Lineage: Eukaryota; Metazoa; Arthropoda; Insecta; Lepidoptera; Nymphalidae
Source: the annotation of a GenBank genome assembly
AUGGCUAAGAAGUCUGAGAACACUGGGGGCAAGCUGGUUACUAUAUCAGUUGUGGGGUUGUCUGGCACUGAAAAAGAAAAGGGGCAGCUAGGUGUUGGGAAGUCUUGCCUUUGUAAUCGUUUCGUUCGAACAGACGCCGAUGAUUACAAUGUCGAUCACAUAUCGGUGUUGAGUCAAUCGGACUUCAGCGGGCGCGUAGUGAACAACGACCACUUUUUGUACUGGGGCAGUGUUCAAAAGGAGCAAGAUGAGCAGGAGUAUGGGUUUGAAGUGGUGGAACAGACAGAGUUUGUAGACGAUGCGUGCUUCCAGCCGUUUAAAGCAGUGGGCAAAACGGAGACUUACGUGAAAAGAUGUAUAGCGACUAAAUUACAAUCUGCCGAAAAGCUAAUGUACGUGUGUAAGAACCAACUGGGCAUAGAAAAGGAAUACGAACAAAAAUUAAUGCCAGAUGGCAAGCUAAGUGUUGAUGGGUUCCUGUGCGUGUAUGAUGUUAGUCUGGUGCCGGGACGCAGUUGGGAGAAACAGAACGAAAUCCUGGCAGCAAUACUCCAAAAUAUACUCAAACUAAAGAAACCAGUCGUGCUAGUUACGUCUAAAAAUGAUGAAGCGUGUGAGCAAGGUGUCAGAGAAGCGGAGAGAUUGGUCCAAAGGAAGGAGUUUAAAGGAUCAAUACCGAUAGUGGAGACGUCCAGUCACGACAACGUUAAUGUAGACCAGGCCUUCUUCCUCCUGGCGCAAAUGGUGGACAAGUCUAAAGCUAGGAUUAAGGUUGCUAACUAUGCAGAGGCGUUACGAAUAAGAAGAGAGGCCUUAGACUUUGUCACUGAGGCUUUCACGCAGCUCAUCAGAAUACACGUCCAGGAUCACAAGGAAAUGUGGUCAUCAGUUAGCAAAAGGUUGUGUCAUUAUCCAGAAUGGGUUAAAUUCGUCCAGCAGUUCGGCAAUGAUGGUACACAGGUUGUCUUUCGACGUCACAUAAAGAGAUUGAAAGAGGAACGGUCAGCGAAGAAACUACGCAAGCAAUUAGCCAAGUUACCGCAAGUGUUGGCGCGCAUGCAGCUGCCUACCGACGAGCUGCAGGAGAAUGACUGGUGCGCGGUGGUGCGUCAGCUGCGCGCGCACCGCGACUUCGGCGUGUACUUCACGGCGCGUGCGGCCUCGCCGCCCUCCGCCUCCGCCUCCGAGCCCGACAGCCCGCGCGCCGACGACGCCACGCUGCGCGUCGGCGAGCGCGCCCGGUACCAGACGUUAGGUCAAUCGCAGAAAAUUCCUUACGAAAUACUAGAAACUAACGAAGCGGCAGCUAUAUUUAAGACUUAUCUCCAUGAAGCGCAAGAGAAGCAACGAAAUUAUGAAUGGUGUCAGCAGUUCAAGCGUCUUCUAGAAGAAACCGGUUAUGUGACACCAGGAAAGCAAUUAUCCGAAGUGAGAGUUCUUUUAAUGGGCCGAGAAUGUUACGAAGCCCUCACAGAGGAGCAACAACAGAGGGUGUAUGAUGAACACCAAAGGGAGAUACAGAGACGAGCCAAGCAUAAUUUGCAGGAACUUCUAUUAGAGCAUGCAGAUUUGUUCUACCAUUUCAAGAGGAUAUCGCCCACUGGCACUAUUACUCAAGAAGACAUCAAGGAGAUUACUGAUGUAUUGCAGGAUGAUUUUAGAUACAAAAUGCUGGAUCGCAUGGAGCAAGACAGGAAGCUGAUGCUGUUCCAGCACCUGGGCUUCGUGCACUGCCCCAUGCGCGAGCACUGCCCUGCUGCAGCCAACUGCCUCGAUGCGACUCUGCCCGUCAUACUCAACACCAGAGUUGGGUCGCUAACAUCAACGAACGAGUCGCAGUGCCAAGCGGGUCCGCCCGCGGCGCCUUGGGCGCUUACCACCGACUCUUCGCAAAUCAACAUCAUCAUACUUGGGGUGGAAGGCGUGGCCGGCGAGUUCGGCAAGCGGCUCACGGCCGGCUGUGACAGCGAGCGCCGCGUUACCGUGGCGGGCACGGCGUGGCGCGUGGAGCAACGUCUGCGCACCGAUGACUUCGCCGCCGACGCGCCGAGGGACUUCGCGCCAAAUGGAUAUUUCUGUGUGUAUCAAGAUCAAGAAUCGUUUGAAUAUAUCAGGGGCUGUGCUGAGAAAACGCUUUUAUCUAGUCUGGAACAAGAGGAUAAAUUACCAUUUCAGGGCUUACCUUUGGUAGUGAUGUUCGUCCAAGAUGAGGGAAUGGAUAAGAAAGAAAUUGCACGGCUUCAAGAGGAGGGGCAAAAUCUUGCUGAUAAUCUCCAUUGCUCGUAUAUGGAGGCGUCAGUGAACGAGCUCGGCACUGAGGCGCUGACGGCGGAUGCUGUACAGGAGCUGAUAAGAGCCAACAGGGAGAAGGCGAGCUAUGCGCAUCUCUACAGGGAUCUCAUUGUUUGCUUCGAUGCUGAUAUACGUAUAAUGGUGUGUAUGUUCUGCGAUGACCCGUACUCGCCCGAGCGCGUGCUGAGCCCGCUGCUGCUGCACCGCGCCUGCUUUCUCACCGGCGACCGCUCCAUACUCAUAGAGACCUUCCUUGGGGACUCCAAGAGAAAAGUCGAAGUAAUAAUUUCAAGCUUCCAUGGCGCUAGUCAAUUUAGAGAAGAGCUCAUACAUGGUUUUAUCCUAAUAUAUUCGGCGAAACGGAAAGCAAGUUUAGCUACUCUCAAUGCAUUCUCGAUGAAUAUACCAAACUUACCAAUACAAAUGGUGGCGGUGACGGACGGCGGCGGCUCUGCGGCUAACGCGUUCUUCGGCACAGACCUCGGACACGCGCUCAUCACGGAGGGCAAUGCUACUGCCGACCGACUCGGAGCACACUUCACUACGUACACGUCUAGUGCUGAGAAUAAAUCGGCAUUCUACACGCCGUUCUUCAAGGAGGUGUGGGAGCGCAAGGGUGAGAUCGAGCGCGCGUUCCGGCUGGAGGCGCCGCGCCACCACAACCUGCCGGACGUGGCCGCCGCGCGCCCCGCGCCGCCGCCGCGGCUGCACUCGUACCAUCUGGAUCAUAAAAUGGAGCACAAGCUCACCAACUCGCUGGACCUACUAAUAGGGCCGGACUCGCGCGCCGACAUCGACUCGGAGUAUAGCGAUACGAUAAAUAACUCCAAGAAUAGAGGUUUCUUGAAAGGUUUCAGUGUUUACCCGCCUCCUAGCACGCCGCCGGAACCCGCACCGCCAGAUCAUAGAAUGCACGCAGAUCUAUCACCGGACCUCAACUGCUCCGAGGACUCGCUGAGCACGCACGAGUCAGAUGGUGGUGGACUUUGGCAGCCAGCCGGCUACGGGCAAAGAGCGUUCACUACUGGCCGUGCGAGGGCGCCUCCUCCUCACCAUCAGAGGUUGAGGCAUUCGCAGACACUUAAGCAACCUGGCAAACUGGAUAUGAACAACUAUACAAUGGUGAGCGAUGCGCUACAACACAUCACUAUUGGCCCGCCUCAUCCCAGGGAGAGAAAGUCGCAGCGCUCUGGCUGGUCGCACGGCGGGCAGCCCGGACACCACCACCCCUCCGGCGUCAGCUCUGAGACGGAACUAGACGCGCAGUACGCACAGGUCGAUGAAGCCAUCGAGGCAAACCGACCCAUCGUUUCUAAUUCACCGACGAUCGAGAGGGAAAGGCAAGAGAGAGAGGACUCUUCCUGUUCCAGCAGUUCGUCAAGCAGCGAGCCUGAAAAAGAGGAACCUCCGCGCAAGAAAUCAAAACGAGAUGCUCAGGUAACGGUCGAUCUCCGGAUCGACGCGUUAUACGAACAGGUCAGUUUCCUUACAAAUUUAAUUAUGCAUCAGCAAUGUGCGUCAUCAUCAAAUACAAAUGUGACCGCGAAAACCACUGACGUGAUUGAACAACCUGAACAGAAUAAUGAUGAUUUCUUGACCAAUCCUUGCUCUAUUACACCAAAAUCAUUAGAUUUAGGUUUUUGUAAAACUGAUUUUGAUGAGAAAAAAGUUCUUAAACCAGCCGAUGAACAACGUUUAAACCAGUUGAUAAAACUGCAACAUUUUAAUACAUCUACGUGGCAACACAUUCGGUAUAAAAAAGCAUUGGCAGACAUGCUUGCGUUCCCAGGCUUUUGUAACUUAAAAAUUAAUGAAGAAAUAUGUUGUUUAAAUAAGGGCAAAGAUUUCCUGGCCUCAACGGAGGAAAUUAUGGCUGCAAUUACCAAUGCUUUACUAUACCAAAGGCAAUUACUACAAUCAGGUUUACAAGAAAUUGUUAAUUGGUCUCACAAUAAUCCUACAGAACUAACUUCUAAUAACCUUUUUAAUAAAAUAAGCGAAAUGUUCGGUAAUUCGUCGCCAUCUUAUAAAUUAUCUGAACAAACAUUACAAAUCGUCUGCGGGAAACGAGCGGAGUGUAUAGAAACUAGGAGUAAAAGAUUAAUUAGCGAAAUUUCUGAUAAAAGUAUUCAAGCCGCUCUCGUUAACAUACCUCCUAGCGAGGAAUUUCUAUUCGAGAAAACACAAUUGAUGUCGCUGGUGCAAUCCCUCGGCGGGCCUCAUUAUUGGUUAUCACCCCCACAAACCUCUAAAAAUAGGUACCAAGCAAUUGGGGUAGCUAAACCAAAAUCAGUUAGGUCAUGUGUUAGUUGGGACCCAAAUGUUGUUCUGGAAUGGCUUUCAGCUAAUUCACCUAAAGAUACGCUCUUUGAAAUAUCGCGUAGAACAGCAACAGUGUUAUUGCUAGCUUCUGGACGUAGAGUCCACGAUAUUACCUUGUUGCGAAUUUCCAGAGACAACUAUCUCGAUAAUGGACAAAACAUCUAUUUAAUACCGGCAUUUGGUUCAAAGACUGACAGACAUGACUGCCGCCAAUCUGCUUGGAAGCUGUCUAAACAUCCUGAUAAGAACAUCUGCCCAAUAAAAGAAACAAAUGAGUACAUGGAAGCACCUUCUAUGACAAGACUCCGGAGACAUAGAAGACAUGAAAAAGCACCUUUACAUCAACCAUCGUUCUCCGAGACGGACAGCUCGGGGUCGAGCGAGGCGUCGGGCGGCGCGCGCGCGCACGUGCGGCGCCGACACGUGCACCACGCGCACGCGCCGAGGCAUUACAAGAAACGGUCGUUGGGAAACCUAGUAGCGGUACAAAGUCCUAGAGUGCCCAAGCUGGGCAUGUUCGUCGGCCCGCCCGAGCUGCCCACCGGGUACAGAGCGAGGACGCAGGAGGAUAAAGUCCCAAGUGACUCGAGCGAAGGCAGCUCGGACGGAGAGACGCGAAGACCGCGGCCAUUACCGCCGCCCCCGCAUCAUGAGCCCACUCAUAAGAUGCUAUCCGGGGAAUACCCGUCGUCCGCCCAGGACAACUCGUCGUCCAGCGCGGCGGACUCGCGGCGGCGGCAGGCGUUCGGGAAACACGACAGGAGGCAUAAGGAAUUUUCAAAGAGCAAAGACAAGAAGAACUCCUCACAGAUACAAAAUACGAAUUCGAUACAAAAUUGGGGACCACAGGGCCCUCACGGAGUGCCUCUCUUCGUGGAGAAAUGUAUAGAGUUCAUAGAGCGAGAGGGACUUGCCUCAGAGGGACUGUACCGAGUGCCCGGCAACAGGGCUCAUGUUGACAUGUUGUUUAAUAAGUUCUAUGAAGAUCCCAACAUAGAUUUAGAAUCAUUAGACAUCCCCGUGAACGCGGUGGCGACCGCCCUCAAGGACUUCUUCUCUAAGAAACUACCUCCGUUGCUGGACGAGGCCAGUAUGGCGCAGUUAGAGGAUAUUGCGGCAAUGCGCGGAUGCAUCGCCGGCGGCGUAGAGCUGAAGGACCGCAGCUGGCGCCUGCUUGCUCUGCGCGCGCUGCUCGCCUCCGCGCUCACGCCCAACGCGCGCGCCACGCUCGAUUACCUGCUGCACCACUUCGCCAGGUACACCUCACACCCCCGCUGGGCUCGCCGACACGAUGACACGCCGACAAUUGCCGGUAUAUGCCGACAUGCUGACAUGCCGAAA